ACGAGGGAAUUCCCAAAGACGAAAGGGACUAGACAUUCAUAGAUUCCUACAUGGAGCCCAAACUCCUUCCUGCGGUACGUGUAUGUACAUCGGACUUCUCCGUUUCGAAAAGGAAAAGAAAUAGAAUUCUGACGGAAUUUGGAACUACUGUAAUGGAAUAAGAAACAAUGGAAGGAGUUGUUGGCUGUUGCUGGCUGGCCUUGAAGUGGAGGCAAUGAGGGCUCAUAGAAGAGCAGAGACGGCAGAAGGGACAGAUGGUCCAGUGGUUUUGCAGUCUUUCACAGGGUCAUGGAGCAGGCGACAGCGGACUAAGAAGACUUGGCCAAUUGCAGUGCAGAGCGGAGCAGUGCUGGUAGAGUAGCAAUUAGAAGUGGGAAUAGGUUACUGCAGUGGCGACGGCCUUGGGUCUUAGAUUGGUGUUUUUCUGAUUCAGAAGAGGUUUUCGUGGGCUCGGUGGGGUGGUGUGGGGCUGGGUUGGGUUUAGGCGGGUGCUCUAGGAGGAGAAGCGAUGAAUGUGGCGGAGGAUGAGAACAAGUUUCAUGACGGAGGAGAUGAAGAAAAAGAGUAGGAUCACUGGAACCAAGGGAAGGAAAGAGAAAGUGAGGGAAAGGACUGAGUUGAGCAUUUUCAGAGGAGGAAGAGGAGUAGAUCGGGGGGAGUUGAAGCGUAUCAAUGUGGUUUCAUCACGGAAUUGUGAGGCGUCCCGAUUAGAGGCCUCAACUUGUUGGGAUCGAUGCCGGAGGAAUUGAUAGGUCAAGUUUUGGGUGCGGUUGAUCAAGUGUUUCAAUUGCUGAAUAUAAAUGAAGUGGCCAGAUUGUUGAACAUGCCGUCCAACAGAACUCAAAGCGAUUAUGGAACGGCAGUGGUGCUCGGAGUUGCCACGGUUGCAGUCGCUGCAGUUGUAGGUGGAAUUGUGUACUUCAAUGACGGGAAAGCACCUUGGAAUCGUAGGAAGAAACAUCACCCGUUGACCAAGCAACAGUGGGUGGAGUCAUUCGAAUCCAAAGAAGGCCGGCUCAGUGAUGGCGGAGAGAAGGUUCUACACAAAGCCCGCAAAGGGGGAAUCGAUAUCAGCAUCCGGGCAGAAGUAUGGCCAUUCUUGCUAGGCCUGUAUGAUAUGAAGAGCACCUCAGCAGAAAGGCAGGCUUCAGAUGUCUGCAAAAGUGAGGAGUAUCAAGAAUUGAGGCGGCAGUGUGCUGUCUUGAAAGAACGAAUGGUAGCAGAUUCGAAUAAAUCUAGCUUGGAAAAGGAUGACUCGGGCUCAUUUGAGAAAGUUAAUGAAGCUGAUAUCCUAGAGUCAAUGAUCGACGAGAAAGGAGAAACAAGUGAAUCGGAGCCAAGUUCCAAGACAGACGAAGUUUCAGAAUCAAAAGAGAAGCAGGAUGGUGUGUCCAACAACGAUACUGAGGAGAUUGCCGCAAAUGAUGAGCCCUCAGAGAAUCCUAAAGUUGAUGAUAUUCUGGCAAAGGGACCGAAAGCUCUCGAAGAUUAUAAAGACUGGAUGAGAAUCAUACGGCUUGAUGCCGUGCGUAUGAAUGCCGAGUGGGUACCUUAUUCAGCUGUUCAAGCCAAUGUUUCAGAGGAAGAAGCUGCCAGACGAGCUGGUGAGGUAGGCAUUCAAGAUGACGAUCAUCUGGAGGCCAGCCGCAGACACCAUGCAGCACGCCUGGUAGCCAUCCUGGAAGCGUAUGCUUUGUACGAUCCAGAGACUGGAUAUUGUCAGGGUAUGAGCGACUUGCUCUCCCCAUUCGUUGCUCUGAUGGAGUCGGACUCCCAGGCCUUCUGGUGCUUUGUUGAAUACAUGAAGGUUGCAAAAGCCAAUUUCCGAAUGGAUGAAACCGGGAUCUUACGGCAACUGCGGUUGGUGGGCCAAAUAUUUCAGCUCUCUGAUCCCCAGCUCCAUGACCAUCUAGUAAGGAUCCAGGCGGAUGAUUGUUUCUUCGUAUAUCGGAUGGUAGUUGUGCUCCUCCGGAGAGAGCUGAGUUUUGAGCAGACCGUGUGUUUGUGGGAGGUAGUUUGGGCGGACUGGGCCGCUCUCAGACUGGAAGCUACUGGAGGGAGCCGCAGCGUCAGGGAGGCCUUGAGAAGGCUCCCAGCUUCUAAAGACUUGUUGCUUUUCACCAUUGCUGCCGCCGUGUUACAGAAGAGGAAGUUCAUUAUUGAAAAGUGCCAAGGUUUGGAUGAAAUAUUAAGAGAGUGUAACGCUAUGGCCGGAAAAUUGGAUAUUUGGGAGCUGAUUGAUGACGCUCGUGAGCUUCUGCGCGUUUUCAACAGUAAAGUAGGCCACGAAAAGACCGAUUAGUCUGUACAAUCUGUAUUCUGUAAUAACACAUAAUUUCCAGGCGUUGAGAGAGCUCCGGACAGUCAGCUGCCUGAGAAUCCAGUCACAAUCAGGCCAAUCACAAUCCGUUUAUUUGCUGAGGUCUUCCUACUUGUAACCUUCGGACCAUUUCCUUGAACCAUUACCACCAGUCAUCUCGUAGAAUUACAUGUUGCUUAAAGUUUAACUGCAGGUGUUAUAGCUCUUGUUGUCUACAGUAUCUUAGCAGGUCUGUAAAGAUCCAUGUAAUCGUUUAGGGUUGAAGAAGUAGACACUAAAUUGCCUGCCUUUAUAUUUGGACUGGAAGUUCUUUAAAGGCUGCAUGCUGCUCAUUGUCCACCGUCUGACCUUAGCUUUGGGAGGAAAGAACCCUCAACACUGUUUUUGUUACCGAAAAGACACAACCCGCGAACGUCGAAUUUAUGUCGAGAAACACACCACUCUAUACUGUAAUAAACGUGGCCGCUAUUUUUUUCCGACCUAGAAAUCUGGCUAACAAAGUUAGUGAGCCUUUUCAGGAAUACUCUAACAGUGGAGAAGUUUUCAGGAAACUGACAGUCCUAGAGAAACCUUCAAAGUUCCAGGCAGAAGAAAAACCAGGUGAAAGUUGGAUACGUGUAGUUCAGCGUCAGUCUUCUAAAAUUUUGCGUUGUUCAUUCAAACUCAAGCAGCUACAAUUUG
This is a messenger RNA of Marchantia polymorpha subsp. ruderalis, 3001 nucleotides long. NCBI's taxonomy places the organism in Eukaryota, Viridiplantae, Streptophyta, Marchantiopsida, Marchantiales, Marchantiaceae. The record is from the annotation of a GenBank genome assembly.